AUGGCCAAGGGCGAGCCUCUAGACUUCAUCGCGGAGACUUUCCAAGUCGAAACCUGCAAAGGCGAGAAGAAACCCUUCGCUCAGCUUUCGACUUGGGAGCUGCUCAAUCUCAAGCCUUACACGGUGCUGGACCUUACCGAUCGAAUAUACAAGGAAUACGGGAUCUCUUCCACCUUCAUGUCGAACAUUAUGAACAAGUACAACAUUCAAUCGACGGGCAAAGCCAUACUCGAACAGAAGUACGGUAUUACAAAACCGAUGCGAUACUUUCUGUCUAAGACACGGCAUUAUUCGUGGCCGAAAGCAAGCGCUAUUGUCGGCAUCGGAUCUGAUAACGUUGUCGGUGUCAAAGCCGAUUGUGCCGCUCGCCUGGACCUCGAGGACUUGGAGAAGCACCUAGAGGAGAGUCUUUCUGAGCAACGUGCGGUCUACGCGGUGGUCGCCAUCAUCGGCUCUACCGAAGAAGGAUCUGUAGACUCACUUUCAGGCGUCCUGGCUCUGCGGAAAAGGUUCCAAGCAAGAGGCCUGUCUUUUCUGGUACACGCCGAUGCGGCAUGGGGAGGCUACUUUUGUUCCAUGCUUCCGCCAGAUUAUCAUCCAGGGGACAUCGUCAAUAUGCCAACAGAUGUGGGAGCUGGUGAAGGCUACGUACCGGACUCUGGAUUGCGUGUUGAAACGCAGGAAGAUCUUUUUGCGUUGAGAUUUGCUGACUCGAUCACUGUCGACCCGCAUAAAGCUGGAUAUAUACCCUAUCCUGCUGGCGGACUCUGCUACCGAGAUGAGCGUAUGCGGUUCCUCGUAACCUGGACCAGUCCGGUUCUGUCACGUGGAACUCUCACCAGCAUCGGCAUUUACGGAGUAGAAGGAAAUGGCUACGGUGCGCUUCUCCGAGAGGUCACUUUCACUUGUAGUAGGCUGUCGGCCGAAUGGGCUGCUAUGACUACAGAGAAAGAUAGCUUCAUCUGCGUUCCGCUGAAUAUGCUUCCUUCUGAGCUCAAGGAAGGAUCUACCAAGCAAAUGGUCGAGGAAGAGAAGCAGCGUAUUCGGGAGCAAAUCCUCAACAAAUCGAACGCGCAAAUCGUACAGGAAGACGCUGAGAGACCUGAUGAUGAGAAAGCCAUGCAAUUGCUCCGGGCUCUUGGAUCCGACCUCAACAUAAAUGGGAUAGCUUUCAACUGGCGUCACACGGAUGGCACAUUGAACGAUGACAUGGAAGAGGCGAACUAUCUAAUGCACCGCGUUGUAGAAAGGCUCUCGGUCGACCAGCCCGAAGAUGACCCUACUAAAAUUCCGAUUGUCCUUACCUCAACGGUGUUCUCAGACGAGCUAUACGGCGAGUGCAAGGAGAAGUACGCUGAACGUCUGGGGCUGAAACCGUGUACUAUGGACCUGAUGGUUGUCCGCAACGUUGUUAUGUCCCCAUUCCCCACCGAUCGAAAUUCUCUCAGUGAGCUAGCAGGGACGUUGAAGUGCGUGGUUGCAGAGGAAGUAAAGGUUUGCCAGGAGCGCAACAAGAUCAACGGAGACUAUCACAACUUCCUAAUGCAAGGAAUUGAAAAUGUCUAUCUUGUUCACCUCCCCAUGUUCCAUGUUGCAAAGCACCGUCGGCAGGUUAUCCUAGCAGUGAAUCUGCCGGCGAAGGCGAAAGAGGCUUACGUCAGUAUCAAAAAUGCCAAUGCCACCGAGUCCAUCACAUUCGUCACAGCGACAAAGGUCAAACUCGAUGACAUUACAUCGCAAGGUGGGGAAUUCCGGGGCUCGAUCACAAGCAGGGAAUCCGGCAUCCUCCUAAAGGAUGUGAUAGCAACAGUCAAGCAAGUCGUCAAGGAUCGCUCGCUGAUCUCCUACCACCGGGAGAAUUCGUAUCCAUCCCGAUGCAUGCCCUUCUAUCUUUACGGCACCAAGACGGAGGCGAACAUCGAUCACAUCCUCCUACGCGCACCCAACAUUCAACUCACAGCCGAGCGGGUCAAGUUGCAGAUCGAUAAGCCACUUAGCACGGACCAGCUCGCCAGCGGCGUCAUCUGCUGCCUCGAUAGCGUGCGUGAGGCGGCUCUGCAGCCCUUCCCCGGCACAGCCGAUGUUCGCUCCAAUCCCGGCUUCUUCUUCAGCCCCGGUAAGAAUCUACCAGUUACCAUAUACCGCGACCCGAGAGGACCGAGCGAAGACGGACCCGGUACUGUUGAUGUGAUUGGGAAGAGUGGUGAUGUUCUGGCCAAGGGAACACUGAUGCUGGGUAAUGGUGGGUUGUAUAUUGAUAGCGUGGCGCUGAACAAGGAUCCUUAUAAGAGGGUGGAGAAGUAUGUUAAAUGGAAGGAGGAGUUUGAUAUGAUUGGGAAGAGUAGAGAGGAAGGUGCUCGUGGCUGCGCUGCUGGUCCUGCUGCUUGCCGGGGAGGAGACCUUCGUAAUGGCGGAGAGCUCCUUGAUGAUGCAGAAGAAUAUUGGGCUCGCGGUGAUGGCGACCCUGAGGGUGAAGACCUCGAGGCCGGAGAGGAAGAGGCUGGUGAUGGGCGCGUGCGUCCUGGUCCUGGUCCUGGUCCUUGA
Molecule: messenger RNA, 2544 nt
Organism: Endocarpon pusillum Z07020
Lineage: Eukaryota; Fungi; Ascomycota; Eurotiomycetes; Verrucariales; Verrucariaceae
Exons: 9
Coding region: 1-2544 (847 amino acids)
Biological process (GO): carboxylic acid metabolic process
Molecular function (GO): carbon-carbon lyase activity; pyridoxal phosphate binding
Source: RefSeq, a predicted model, not a curated record